AUAGUUUCAUCGCAUCUUCUUCUUUCCCUGCCGGCCCGGGCGGUGCGACUGGUGAGUACGGUAGCUGCUGCUUUCGAAAGUAGUUAAGAGGUUUUUGGCGAUUCCGAGUAGCCGAGAGAGAGAGAGGAGCGAGGGAGUGCCAAAAACGACAAUUGGUUUGAAUUUGGUCUUUCGGAGCACCGAGAAUGUCGAUGGGGAGUGACACUUCUUGGGUGGGGAAGAAGCCUCUGCGCCGCAUCGGAGGCAUGUCGGAUGCUCUGUCUAUCGCUUCGGAUCUUGGUUUCUCUGUCGCGCCUCCUCCUACCCAGGAAGAACUUCAAAAUUUAUCCACUACCACUGGUGAAAAGGGUGAUGACUUAAUAAGGGUUUUGAGAGAACUUACCACCGUACAGAGAAAAAUAGCAGAUUUGCAAGUGGAACUUCAAGGAAGAAAGGACGACAAAAACGUUGCACAUUUGACGCAUGUGAGUGAAAUGGAAAAGAAAUGUGAAACUUUGGCAAGGAUUACUACUAUUUUGAAAGAUGUCAUUCAGAAUAAGGAUCGCAUCAUAGCUCGUCUCCAACAACCAUAUUCACUAGAUUGCAUUCCAGUGGAGGCAGAGUAUCAGAAACAAUUCUCUGAAUUACUGAUGAAGGCUGCUAGUGAUUAUGGGGCUUUGACAGCAUCAGUUGCAGAUUUCCAGUGGAGUCAGACCUUUAAGGAGCCUCCAGCAGUAUGGGGGGAAAUGCUUCGCCCAAUUCCUGUUGCUUUAGCAUCAUGCACCCGAUUUUUUGAAGCAAUGUCAGCAAUGAGGGAAUCAUUUGCAACGCUACAAAAUCUGAGAGUGGGCCAUUCAGAUUCAAGUUUGCCCAUGACACCAGCCAAUGAUCACUCCCAAAGAGUACCAGGGGAUUCCGAAUGUGUUACUCCAGCUCCUUGGAGAACUGAACCAAGCUUUGAUGACUUGGCUAUCAGAAGCUCAAGGAGACAAGAUAUCGAGCAGCAAGAAAUUGAAGACGAAAGCGUUGCAGAUGGAACAGGCCACAGGAGAUUGUCUUGGCCUCCAAUUAAAAAGAAUGGCACUUAGUCAACAAACUUGGUUUCAUUCUUUGUAUGUUACUGGAUGUACGCUGUUCCAAAUUUGUUUGUGUGAAAUAGUGACUGACUAAUUGCACUUAUGCAAUGGAAUUGUUUACCUUCCGUUAGCAUGAUCAUACUAGCUGAGACUCAUCCCUUGUGUAGUAUAUAAAUAUACGUCUGUAUGUAUACUGGCUUUUAUCCUUGGAAAAUUUUAGGUGAUGCCUUCAUUCUC
Molecule: messenger RNA, 1292 nt
Organism: Ziziphus jujuba (common jujube)
Lineage: Eukaryota; Viridiplantae; Streptophyta; Magnoliopsida; Rosales; Rhamnaceae
Product: AUGMIN subunit 2
Exons: 6
Coding region: 186-1067 (293 amino acids)
Biological process (GO): microtubule organizing center organization; microtubule nucleation; spindle assembly
Cellular component (GO): mitotic spindle microtubule
Source: RefSeq, a predicted model, not a curated record